AUGGAGGGUUUAUUGGAGGAGAUGGGAGUAACAACAGUCAAACCGCCUGAAACAGUUCAGCGAACAGAGUUCCCACUGGGAUCAGUGGUGUCUUGCAUCUUCGGUCUGGUCUUCUGUCACGCUCAGAACCAGGAAGUAGACGUGCUGAUUUCAAACAUCCUCUCUCAACGAACUGAAGAUAUAACACCAACUCUGCAUGUGCAGCCACAGACGUCUGUGUUCAUUGGAGACACAAUUACUCUGAUCUGUGAGGUUCAUGAGUCCACUGGAUGGGAGUUUAUCUUUAUCACACCACAGACUCAAUUAACUGAAACUACAGGAAAUAAAACAAUCAGAUCUGUGCAAGUCUCUAAUGGAGGAAAGUACAAGUGCAUAGCCAGAAGAAAAGAAAGCCCUGAGGUUUACACACAAUACAGUAAACCAAUAACAGUGACAGUACAGGAUAUAACACCAACUCUGACUGUGGAGCAUCUGAGCCCUGUGUUCAUUGGAGACUCAGUUACUCUGACCUGUGAGGUUCAUCGGUCCACUGGAUGGGGGUUUAUUUUUAUCACACGAUCAAACACUGAAUCCACUGAAUCUACAGGAAAUAAAACAAUCAGAUCUGUGCAAGUCUCUGAUGGAGGAGAGUACAAGUGUCUAGCCAGAAAAGGAAACCCUCUGGUUUACACACAAUACAGUAAACCAAUAACAGUGACAGUACAGGAUGUAAAGCCAACUCUGACUGUGCAGCCACAGACAUCUGUGUUUAUUGGAGACUCAGUUACUCUGAUCUGUAAGGUUCAUCAGUCCACUGGAUGGGAGUUUAUCUUUAUCACACCAUCAAACACUGAAUCCACUGAAACUACAGGAGCUAAAAUAAUCAGAUCUGUGAGAGUCUCUGAUGGAGGACAGCACUGGUGCAGAGCUGGAAGAGGAAACCCUCAGGUUUACACACAAUACAGUGAUCCAAUAACAGUGACAGUACAGAGUAAACCAACACCUCAAGUGUCUGUUUGGCCUGCUGAUCGUGUAUUCAUAGGAGAAACUGUCAAUCUCACUUGUGUCAUCAAUAGAGGAGUCAGCAGAGUCAGCAGCUGGCAGUACAGCUGGUAUAAAGAUUCAAUCAUCCAGCAGAAUAAACGCCAGUAUUAUACAAUCAGAUCUGUUACUGAGUCUGACGCAGGUAAAUACACCUGUAGAGGAAAUGAAACCAGUGGAUCAAGAUACUCACACAUCAGUGAUGCAGUUACACUGACAGUAUCAGAUAAACCACAGACAGUUUUAAGUGUUUCCCCACAGCAGUGGUUGACUGAAGGAGAUUCAGUGACUCUGAUGUGUGUGGUUAUAAACUCAUCUACAGGCUGGACAUUCAGCUGGUUCACUGUACAGAGUCUUUACUCAGAUUAUGAGCUGGUGUCAAACAGCAGUGGAGGAUCUAAAGGCAUCUACACAGUGAGUUCAGUGACUGUGAAGCACACAGGAGUUUAUUUGUGCAGAGCAGAGAGAGGAGAUCCAGUCUAUCACACAGAGUACAGUAACACACAAACACUGUGGAUCACUGGUGUUUCUCCUUCAGUCUCUCUGAUCAUCAGACCCAACAGAUCUCAACACUUCUCAUCUGAAUCUCUCUCUCUGAGCUGUGAGGAUCACAGUAAAUCUACUGGAUGGACAGUGAGAAGAUACACAGAAAAUAAACUGAAACCUUGUUCAUCAUCAGACUGGAGAUCUACAGGAACAACAUCUACAUGUACAAUCAGAUCUCUCUACACAUCUGAUACUGGAGUGUACUGGUGUCAGUCUGAAUCUGGAGAGAAUCUUCAUCCUGUUAAUAUCUCAGUACACUAUGUUGAUGUGAUUCUGGACAGUCCUGUUCAUCCUGUGACUGUAGGAGACCCUCUGACUCUACGCUGUUUAUAUCGAGAUAAAAACCCAUCUAACCUGAGAGCUGAAUUUUAUAAAGAUGGAUCAGUGGUGCAGAAUCAGACUACAGGAGACAUGAUGAUCAUCCCUACAGUCUCAAAGUCACAUGAGGGUUUCUACUACUGUAAACACCCAGAGAGAGGAGAGUCUCCAAAGAGCUGGAUCUCAGUCAGAGGAGCUUCUCAUGUGAAGAUGCGUAGCUUCAACAUGAUCACUUUUCUGCUGGCAGUUUGUCCAUAUCUGUUAGCGACAGUCGUGCUGAUUGUCAAAUGCUACAGAUUGAGAGGUGAAACAUCUGUCUGAUUUAUUGGGUCAUUAUAUUUGAUUAUUAUACUGAAUUCAACAAAUUUGCCACUUUGGUUGGUUGGACUUUAUAUACAGUAUAUAUUUGGUGUGUUUGAUGUCAUGUGGCACUGUGCGAACUGAUCAUUGUAUGAAAUUAAAUUACUACAAAAGUGACUGGAGAGCAGACUGGUAUAUUCGGCUUCAUGUGGCGGCACAAGAACAGACAGGCGAAUGACAUCAAAGCAAUGCAAGAGCGAUUCAAGAAAUCAUAUGGAAGAGUUACCUUUCGCAUUGUUCUCUUUGUACUUUGACAUCACUAAGCGGUCUGCAUAACGCCAAGUAAAGUCAAAACUGUACAUGGUGUGCUGCUGACAUAAGAGUAAGAGGUAAAAUCACAGUAUACUCACUACCAAAAAAUAAACUACAACGAUGUGCAAGACUGAGCAGCACUUUUCUUGUUGAGGUUCUUGUUUUCCAGUGUUUCUUCUUCAUCUACUGGAACAUCUUUUUAGAGUUGUU
Messenger RNA from Paramisgurnus dabryanus, 2706 nucleotides. The record is from RefSeq and is a predicted model, not a curated record. Lineage: Eukaryota; Metazoa; Chordata; Actinopteri; Cypriniformes; Cobitidae.